AAUUAAUUGACCUCAUAGACUCGACUUUAAUAUUUUGAGGCAGCGUGGGAAAACAGACAUAUCGUUCAAGAUGAGUGUGCUGAGACUCUAUAUCAAUUAGAGACAAAAUGAGUUUCCUGCUGGCGGACACAGUCUCUCUCGCCCAGGAGCAUCCGGUCUUUGUUUCCGUCAUUACCGUCGCUCUCUUUGCUGCUUUUGUUAUAUCACCAGCCAAGGUUGUUGGCAUGGCCAAAAUUCGAUACUGGCAUUCAGCAAAGUCACUUGUACUCAAAACUAAGGACGGCAGAACUACUUCGCUCGCAAAACUAUGCAAAUCUGCCGUUCCACCUUGUCGAUUGAACCCGUUUCUCUUCAACGGCCAUCUUCAGACCAUAUGGACGGUUUUGACCCGGCAAUCCGUUCCCAUAUACUAUAAGCGGCGGAUCUUUGAGAACGAGGAAUCUACAUACACUGGACAAUUCGCGGUUGAUUUUGCCACGAAACCCAACGAUGCUCACGACCCGACGUUACCGCCGAGGACGACCUACUACACGGAACAGGAGUUCAAGACCAUCGGCUCCCUCGACAACUGCCCAAUGCUGGUGAUGCUUCAUGGCUUGAGUGGUGGGUCUCACGAGCUCUAUCUCCGGCAUGUCCUAGCUCCUCUGUUGGGAGAAGGUGGAUGGGAGGCAUGUGUUGUCAUCUCCAGAGGAUGUGCUAUGACCAAGGUGACAUCUAGCGUUCUGUACAAUGCGAGAGCUACAUGGGACGUGAGACAGACCGUGAAAUGGCUGAAAAAGACGUUUCCGAAUCGUCCGCUCUUUGGUAUUGGGUUCUCGCUGGGAGCGAACAUUCUCACAAAUUAUCUUGGUGAAGAAGGCAGUGAUUGUCCUUUGGAGGCAGCUUGUAUCAUUUCCAACCCCUGGGACUUGCAGGCGGGCAGUCUCGCUUUGCAACGGACAUGGUUCAACCGGAAUGUAUAUUCCGCCGCCAUGGGAAACAGCAUGAAGAGACUAUUCGAGACUCACGUCGACCAAAUCUCCACAAACCCCAAAAUUGACGUCGAUGCCGUCCGAAAGAUUAAACAUCUCCAUGAAUUUGACCGACAUGUUCAAGGUCCAACUUGGGGUUACCCAACGGAAGGAGCUUAUUAUCGGGAUGCAUCCUCCGUAGAUUCCCUGCUUGCCAUCCGAAUUCCCUUUCUCGCGAUUCAUGCGGAAGAUGAUCCAGUGACUGCGAGCGAAGCUUUGCCGCGACAAGAAGUCCAGACGACACCUUAUGGUGUGCUGUGUACAACGAGCACUGGUGGCCACCUGAGUUGGUUCGAACUCGGGGGCAAACGGUGGUUUGCGAGAGUCGUAAGUUUCCAUUCUGAAGGCCACAAUGCUCAACUGUGACCUCAACUGACGGAAUGGGGUGACCAUAGACCACAGCGUUCUUCCAAACCAUGGCACGAGACAUUGACCUAGACGCCAUAUCCAGGAUUGACGCUGACGAUUCGCAACUCGAGGGGCAAAUUUCCCGCGAUAAUCGAAACCCUCUAGUGCCGGUCUUUGAGCCCAUGCGGCGCAAGAUGAAUAUCCCGUCAUAGCUGUAGAUACGUUUCGUCGAUAUUAGACCAUUUAUAGAACACACCAAGUAUGUGCG
This is a messenger RNA of Exophiala oligosperma, 1626 nucleotides long. RefSeq lists its product as hypothetical. The coding region runs from base 108 to 1376 and encodes 422 amino acids. Gene Ontology annotation, molecular function: acetylesterase activity; monoacylglycerol lipase activity. The transcript is spliced from 5 exons. The record is from RefSeq and is a predicted model, not a curated record. Lineage: Eukaryota; Fungi; Ascomycota; Eurotiomycetes; Chaetothyriales; Herpotrichiellaceae. Gene Ontology annotation, biological process: medium-chain fatty acid biosynthetic process; medium-chain fatty acid catabolic process.